GUUGGCCCAGUUGGAGAGGAGGUUGCGGGAGUGGGGAAGAUGCGGGGCAAGGAGGAUGAGUACGAUUAUCUGUUUAAAGUUGUGCUCAUCGGGGACUCUGGGGUGGGGAAGAGCAACCUCCUGUCCCGUUUCACCCGGAACGAGUUCAACCUGGAGAGCAAGAGCACCAUCGGGGUGGAAUUUGCCACCAGGAGCAUCCAGGUGGACAACAAAACCGUGAAAGCUCAGAUCUGGGACACGGCUGGGCAGGAGCGGUACCGAGCCAUCACCUCGGCGUACUACCGGGGGGCAGUGGGAGCCCUCCUGGUCUAUGACAUUGCCAAGUACCUGAGCUACGAGAACGCCGAGCGGUGGCUGAAGGAGCUGCAGGACCACGCGGAUGCCAACAUCGUCAUCAUGCUGGUGGGCAACAAAAGUGACCUCAGGCACCUCAGGGCUGUGCCCACCGACGAGGCCAGGAGCUUUGCAGAGAAGAACGGGCUCUCCUUCCUCGAGACCUCAGCUCUGGAUUCUACCAACGUGGAGAUGGCUUUCCACAACAUCCUGACAGAGAUUUACCGCAUUGUCUCCCAGAGGCAGAUCACGGGGCAACCAGAACCUGAAUUUGGCCCCGGCACAACCAUCGAGCCCAUCCGGGUGCUGCCCACCCAGCAGGAGAGCAGGCAGACCCCCUGCUGCCAGAACAUCUGAGACCCCCCCCAAAAAGACCCCCAAAAAAUACCCCAGGAUUCCCACCCC
Calypte anna (Anna's hummingbird) is the source of this 738-nucleotide messenger RNA. Its product is annotated as ras-related protein Rab-11A. The coding region runs from base 40 to 690 and encodes 216 amino acids. Lineage: Eukaryota; Metazoa; Chordata; Aves; Apodiformes; Trochilidae. Gene Ontology annotation, cellular component: recycling endosome. Gene Ontology annotation, molecular function: GTPase activity; GTP binding. The record is from RefSeq and is a predicted model, not a curated record. The transcript has 5 exons. Gene Ontology annotation, biological process: constitutive secretory pathway; regulated exocytosis.